AGCGUAGCAGGCACGCUCACAGCUCGCGCGCAUUUGCCGAAACUGUCAAAAAUGUAUACAGAGAGGUUAUUAUAGUGAAUAAUCAGAUUAUUUUGUGCACCAUGUUUUAACAUUUACAAUCAAACUCAGCAACAAUAUUGCUAUUGCAAUUUAUUAUUUUGAAAUACUCUCUUUACUUUACCUAUUUACAAUAUUACUAUUUACAUUUGGUUUUCAGCCAACUAGAUUAGAGUUACUCGUUAAACUACCCGUAUAUUUUGUGGUCUAGGAUUAUUACAGAAUGUUAUCGCACAAUGUAUGAAGAUGAUAACAUAACUUCCACCCCCAAGCGCUGUGUGCUAACUGAAGUCACCAACUCUACCAAUGUGUCUCCCACGGCGAAUUUGAAGUUGUUGACGAACGUUGCGCUGCUGUACCCUACUCCGCCGCCGAGCACCAUCCACCGCAAAGAAAAGUCACUUCAGAUACUAUGCGACAGAUUCCUUACCCUGUUCCCCCUGUAUGGGCACGGCACGGUGGAGAUCCAGCUGGACAGCACGGCGGCGCGGCUGGGCGUCGAGAAACGCCGCAUGUACGACAUCAUCAACAUCCUGGAAGCCAUGCAGUGUGCAGUCCACAAGCGGAAGAACACUUACCUGUGGCAUGGAGGUUCAAGACUGAAUUCCUUUUUGAAGAUGCUUAAAAAGCAAGGGGAGAACCUGAGACUGUCUGCGGCUCUGCGCGGGAGAGCUCCGAAGCCACCCGCUCCCAAACACAAAACCCUGGGAGUAUUGGCUCAAAGAUUUUUGAUGCUUUUCCUAGUAGAACCACCUAAUACGCUUAUAAAUCUGGAGAUGGCUGUGAGAGUGCUGAUCGACUCAUCUAACAAAACCAAAACCUCCCUCUCACCAGAAAUGCUAGACCGUCAGCACAAAUCAAAAGUAAGAAGGCUGUAUGACAUCGCCAACGUCUUUAUUUCAAUUGGUCUCAUUGAAAAAGUGUCAGGAAACUCAAUUUUAAAGAAACCUGUUUUCAAAUAUGUUGGGCCCUUCAAAAUGAAGAAGGCAGAUAAGAUGGUGAUAAGUACUUCCUCUCCGCUGACCCCCCUCACCCUCCCGGGUAGCGAGCAGCGCAUCACGCCUUGCCACGUGUUCUCCGGCAGAUCUAAACGGAAGCUAGAGUUCUCCAGCACGCCCGGUAGCAAUAGGGAAACUCCAUUGGGCGUCACUACCCCACCUCACACUCCUUCCCAUAAGUGGGACGAAAUUUUAUUGGUUGCCGACAUGGAGCUCACUAGAAUAAACAACGGAAUUAUUUUGUAAAAUUGUAUUCAUAUGACUUGGCUAAAUAUUUUUCUAAUUAAUUCUCCGUCCACGUUAAAGGUCCAUGUCCGCAAUUAGGGCCUACAUUAUUUGCUGUAGGAAUAUCCCAGUAUGCACCAAAAUGAAGGGCUUACUUUCACUAAAUAAACCUUAGCCAUGAUCAUGCUCGCGAUACAAGUUCGGAACUCUUCUUCAAAUGAUCUCAUUGACAAUCGUUUUAUUAAAAAAAACAACACAAACAAAAAUUUCAAAAACUACAGUUAUUAUUAGAUAGUAUUUAAAAAAGGGUUUAUUGAUUAAGGUGCAGUAAUAUGCUCAGAGAACGGAGUUUGAGAAAAGUCGUAGCACUCUCUUUGAUCACAAUACGGUUGCCAAAAAUGUAAUUAACAAUCUUGAGGCCUUUCGUUCGCUUGGGACAUCAGCCAUUCGAAUCCAGUUCAAGAAUGGAUAUUUAAAAUAAUACUAAAUUGAGUACCAACAUAUAGAUCAUCAUUCAACUUCCUUGAUGGCGUAAGGGCUUAUUAGUAUUACAUCUCGAUGCGAUCGCAGGACACUUAGUAGAAAAGUCGGUCCACGGAUGCUACCAUCCUAGUUAGCAUCCUAACAGGAUAUUUAUAUUUUACUAGGUACAAACAGCAACACUCCUUACUGUACAUCGAUGGACCUUAUUACAUAAGGCAUAAGGUCCACCGAUGUACCUACACAGUUAACAGUGUGGGUGAUGGUACCUAAUAUUUAGGUAUUUUAUUUUAUUAGUAGUGAACACUAAAUAUGUUUUAGUGGUAACUACUGCGAAAAAAAUACCACUAGCUACCACUGGGACCAGGUGAUAAAAAAUCUCAGUUGUUACAUCUUGGUGGUAACUUGUGGAAAUAAUCCAAACAAAAUUGUUUAAAGAAAUGUGCUUUGUAUUAGCUGUCCAUUGCAUAACAAGUUUUUUUGUACUUGAUGUAGACCACCAGCUGACUGCGUUGGCAAGGUAGCUGCUUGUCAUUUUGUGGUAUACAUUAAUAAUAAUUUGAUAUGACUUGGAAACAUGAACUUUAGAAAUGUUGUUUAGUAAUUUUACGACAAACUGCAUUAUAUGAAUUUGACCUUGAAAUGCGUAAGACCCGAUUUAUACAUUGAUUAGGAUUAAGUGAGAGUUCGUACAUUUGCUGAUUUUUUACCUUGACAUUUAAAACAAUAUAUUCACUGGCACGGUGGCACGGAUCCGUGCCUAGCAUACGAGGGGUUACCUACUAAUGGCAAAUGUUUGAACUUGCACUUAACAUAAUAAAUCGGACCUAAUUCGUCUUCCAAGAAAAACUUAAGAUUUAAGUAUUUAAUAUUAUUCCAAACAUUGAACAAAAAACAAUAGAUGUAAUGUUCCUAUGUUAAAAUUUUAUUAUUGUUGCUCAGAAAAGAGUUUAAUUAAUUUCAGAGACAAAUAAUGCAAUUAGCAAAUUGUUGACUUAGAAAAAAAUCCUUAAUUAAUUAUUAAGUUUGUAAGACGUAUAUAAAUAAAAAAAUUAAAUGAAGUAUAUAGUUGUUGGGUUGCGCCGCUCCCGCUCUACCGCGAGGGCGUAGGGCGACUUAGCCACGAAGCGAACUGGGCGAUGCAAAGACGAAUCUUUUUCGAUUAUAAUAGUAUGUAGUUAAAUUUGUUUCGAGUAAGCACAAUGUUAUAUAAAAAAUUAAAAGUAUAAUACACGUCCAUAUGUUUUGUAUGUGUACGUAUUUAGUACGUACAGACUCGUUUGGAUUGCUCAUACCAUGUACGUGCACCAUUGUCAAGCUAGGCCGCGUGCCCUGUCGCCGUGGCACUGUACCUACUUGUUCAACGUAACGAAUACUUCACCUGGCCACCUGGUCACCAGCCCUCUUCACCUCUAUGCUUAACCGCAAGUUAGCUCCUGAGGCGUAACUCUACAUUUUUGUAUUUUUAUGAAAUCCUUUCCGUGGAAAGCCAUCUUAAAGAUGUAUUGUUAAAGUCAAUGUAGGUUAUAAUUUAUAAAAAUUUACCAUACCUUCCAGUGGGACUUAUUGUCUCGAGAGGGAAAAUAUUUUUAUCAUAUUGUUUUAUACAUAGACAUUAAUGAAUCUAUUGUUACAAUCCUUACAUACAAUACUUAUAAAUAAAUAUUAUACCUACUUUAGAUACUGCUAAGGGAGGCUUCCUGUGGCACAAUUCCCAAGACUAGCCGUUCUUCCAGCUCACAGGUCGUUAAACCGGUUUUAGUUAAACCUCUGUUGUUUAUAAUUAUAAUACGAUAUGUGAAUACACCGCUUUAACAGCUCGCAAUACCAGCGAAAAGUCUAAGAUAUUUCGCUGGCUAUGUUAUUUAUGAAUUAUUUUAUUUUAUUUCUGAAAUGCUAGUAAACAAAAUCACCGCACGAAACUAACCAUCAGCGCUGACGAAUGUCAACAAACAUACGCAUGCAUAAUUGCGUACAUCCUUCACUGGUACAUCCAUACAUACACACAGGAUGGUGGAGCUACGAUUCACUUGGCAUGAAUAUAUGUAGGUAGUCACAGUGAUUACGAGUAUUUUAUUAUUGCGGUUUCAAUUGUGUGCAUCCAAUGUUUCAAAUUAGUAUAUAAUUUUAAAAUAUUUAAAGUUGCUUUUUAUGCUCUAUUUGUUGCUAAGCUGUAUCUGUAAUAAUAAAAAAUACAUUAAAU
This is a messenger RNA of Cydia fagiglandana, 3963 nucleotides long. RefSeq names its product transcription factor E2F7-like. The record is from RefSeq and is a predicted model, not a curated record. The transcript has 3 exons. The coding region runs from base 294 to 1301 and encodes 335 amino acids. Gene Ontology annotation, cellular component: RNA polymerase II transcription regulator complex. Gene Ontology annotation, molecular function: DNA-binding transcription factor activity, RNA polymerase II-specific; RNA polymerase II cis-regulatory region sequence-specific DNA binding. NCBI's taxonomy places the organism in Eukaryota, Metazoa, Arthropoda, Insecta, Lepidoptera, Tortricidae. Gene Ontology annotation, biological process: regulation of transcription by RNA polymerase II.